This is a messenger RNA of Lathyrus sativus (Indian pea), 1860 nucleotides long. NCBI's taxonomy places the organism in Eukaryota, Viridiplantae, Streptophyta, Magnoliopsida, Fabales, Fabaceae. The record is from the annotation of a GenBank genome assembly.
AUGGCUGGAUUGUUGCUUGGUGAUGCCUCUCAACAAGGAGCACAUCAAGUUGGUUCUCAAAGAUACUCUGAAGAGAAGCCAGAGGAUGGAUCAAGAUGGUAUUUUUCUAGGAAGGAGAUUGAAGAAAAUUCACCAUCCCAAGGAGACGGCAUAGAUUUGAAGAAAGAAACAUACCUACGCAAAUCAUACUGUACAUUUCUGCAAGAUUUAGGCAUGAGACUUAAAGUACCUCAAGUAACUAUUGCAACAGCAAUAAUAUUUUGCCAUAGAUUCUUUCUGCGGCAGUCCCAUGCAAAGAAUGACAGGAGGACCAUUGCAACAGUGUGCAUGUUUCUUGCUGGCAAGGUUGAAGAAACUCCCCGCCCAUUGAAAGAUGUGAUCCUUGUUUCAUACGAAAUUAUAAAUAAGAAAGAUCCGACAGCAGUUCAGAGAAUCAAACAGAAGGAAGUGUAUGAGCAGCAGAAGGAGUUAAUUCUACUUGCAGAGAGGGUUGUUCUUGCAACUCUUGGUUUUGAUUUUAACGUGCACCAUCCUUAUAAACCUCUUGUUGAGGCAAUAAAGAAAUUUAAAGUUGCUCAAAAUGCCCUUGCUCAAGUUGCUUGGAAUUUCGUAAAUGAUGGACUUCGGACAUCUCUUUGCUUGCAAUUUAAGCCCCAUCACAUUGCAGCUGGAGCUAUAUUCCUUGCUGCCAAGUUUCUAAAGGUGAAGCUCCCAUCAGAUGGGGAGAAGGUCUGGUGGCAAGAGUUUGAUGUCACCCCACGCCAAUUGGAGGAAGUAAGUAACCAAAUGCUCGAGCUGUAUGAACAAAAUCGAAUGCCGCCUUCCAAUGAUGCUGAAGGAACUCCAGGAGGUGCAGCUUCCAACCGGAGCUCUGUAAAAGCUCCAACUAGUAAUGAUGAAACUGCAGCUGCAAACAGUAAUUCCCAGACCGGAGGCACAAGUUUUAGACCUGAAACGUCAAAGCCUUCAUCUUCUAAGACCAUGUUUGAUUCAUCUGGCGCUAAUCAGGUUGGACGCCCCGUCUCAAAUCCUGGUAGAAGCAGUGAUUACGGGGCUGUAGAAAUGAAGCACCGGGUGGAAGAUGAUGUCAAAGUUAAUCAACACCCUGAGCAGGAACCUCUUCCUUAUAAGGAAAACAUUCAGCAAAUUCAAGAUGCAGUGAGAUCUCGAUCUGAUAACGGCGAGAGAGAGCUAGAAAACAAUUUUCAUAGAACUGAAACUAAAGAGCACGGUGAAUUGAGAGAUAAACAUAACAGCAGAAACUCAGAUCACAGGGAUAGUAUACUCAACCGGCCUCCUCAAGAAGCCAUAAAAAAAAUUGAUAGAGACAAGGUAAAGGCUGCAUUAGAAAAACGAAGGAAAGCAGCUGGUCAUAUAACCAAAAAAACAGAUAUCAUGGAUGAUGAUGAUCUCAUUGAGAAGGAACUAGAAGAUGGAAUAGAACUAGCUCCUCAGAGUGAGAAGAGUAAACAAGAUAGAAGGCAAAACUGGUCUAAGCUCUCAGCAGAUAGAUCAGAUUAUGAAAACACGCAUGUGAGACACCAAGAUCAUGCAGACGAGCAACCUCAUGGAGUAAAGAGUCUUCCAUCACGCGAACCAGAUCCAACUGCAGUGGAAGAAGGUGAGGUGUCAGCUUUUGAAGACGUCAGCAUAGGUAUUUCGUCACCCAAGUCAAGCCACCGCAAGAGGAAAGCAGGAAGCUCACCUGAUAGAGUGGCGGAGGGGAAACAGCGACAUAAUUACGGCCCUGGAUCUCACCACAAUAAUCGUUCUGAUUAUGUUGACGAGCGGAGUAAGGUUAGCAGGCUAAGCCACACUGAGAGAGACAGCAAAAGGCACGCACAGGAAAACCAUGUCUGA